Molecule: messenger RNA, 3304 nt
Organism: Monascus purpureus
Lineage: Eukaryota; Fungi; Ascomycota; Eurotiomycetes; Eurotiales; Aspergillaceae
Source: the annotation of a GenBank genome assembly
GCUCUUCUGCUUCUUCCGCACGCGGAUUCGCUUUCCUCGACGCCUGUCCUUGCCUCGAAAUCCCCAGAAUCUUCUGCCAAUUCCCGUCGCGCACUUCCUGUUCUUAUCGACAGACGCUUCUAGAGCUCGUUCCCUCCGUCUGCGUAUCCUCAUCUCUCCCUCUAUGUCUUCCCGACAUGCUGCGUCGUCGUGUAUCUGCCUUUUAGUGUCCCGUGUUUCGCUGCUGCGUCGAUUAUUCAUUCUGUGACUCUCAGACCCUCCGAUCGAGACAUCUCAAUCGUUCACUAUCACUUUGGGGAAUUUCUUGGACUCCUGUCUUCGAAGCUCCCAUACAGAAUAACCCGGUUCAAUGACGGUCCUAGUAGCCUCCCUCUACCUACCCUAUACCAUCGAUUUCAAGCCUUCCGAACGAAGACAUGCUCGUUUCCAGUCAUCCGAGAGUUCAACUGCGUCUAUCAACAGAGCAUCUCGCUGGGAACGCAGAUCUCUCAGCCUUGGCUUGACACCUGGAGCAACUACAGAUCAUGAGAAGAUCUUCAGGUCUUAUGCAUUCAAGUCCGCUGCCGAGUUACCGUCCGUAGAUGAUCCCAAUGGUCCAGUUCCCAGCGAGCCUGGCCUCGUCUCCUGGGGUCGAAGCCGGAAAUUUCAUCAGCCGCCUUCCAAGGCUGAGUUUCCUCGGCAGCCCUCGAUUGUAAGUCGGUCAGAACUCUCGUUGGAUACGGAGACCCAAUUUCGCGUGGAAGGGUCCAUACAUGGACCGGAUUCGCAAGAAGGACAGCCGAGCCCACGCUCUCUACUUUCCAAGGAUUGGGUUGUCAAAGCUGCGGAACAGGGGAAUGGUGCAUUACGAAAUGCUAUCAGCGCGGCCGAAGAAGCUGGUAUCUUGACGGACAAGGUGUGGGUGGGCACGCUCGGAAUGCCGACCGACGCACUGGACGAUGAGACCCGUGUUAACAUUGCAGAAAUACUCGAAGACCAAUUCGAGUCAUUGACAGUGUUCGUAAGCGACAGUGAGUUCGAGGGGCAUUAUUCACAUUUCUGCCGCACGGUCCUGUGGCCGGCGUUCCACUACCAGAUGCAGGAGACUCCGCGACACACUAAGUACGAUGACUACUCCUGGAAGCAAUACGUUAAGGUGAACGAAGCCUUUGCGAACACUAUUGCUGCCCAUUGGCGUUCAGGGGAUAGCAUCUGGAUACACGACUACCAUCUUUUGCUGCUUCCUCAGCUACUCCGCGAGAGGCUGCCUGGUGCGGAAAUUGGCUUCUUUUUGCAUGCUGCAUUUCCUUCAUCCGAAGUAUUUCGGUGUCUUAAUCUACGCGAUGAAUUGCUGAAAGGUGUUUUGGGGUCUGAUCUCAUUGGAUUCCAAACGGAUGAAUACUGUUGCCACUUCCUCCACACGUGUGGCCGCCUCCUGGGCCUGGAAGUGUCCGCCGACGGCGUCCAGCUUCGGGAUCGCUUUGUCCCCGUUGAGACAUUCUCAUUUGGCAUAGAUCCCGAAGGUCUUGACCGCGCACGACAUUCCGCAGAAGUGAAGGGCUGGAUAGACGAGAUCUCCGCCAGGUAUAAGGAUAAAUACUUGAUCGUUGCGAGGGAUAGGCUUGAUGGGCCUGCGGGCAUUAAGCAAAAGCUUCUGGCCUACGAAUUGUUUUUGAAAAGAUACCCCAAAUGGAGAGAAAAUGUAAGUAAAGCGGUCAUUGCCCUGAUCCCGCCUUUCCUGUGGAGAAUGCAUGCAUACUUACCAGCUCAGGUCGUCCUGAUACAAAUCGCGACGUCCACAGCAGAGAUACCUGAACUAGAAGUUCAAAUUUCCAAGAUCGCGAUGAGAAUAAACUCGGUAUACUCCACUUUGACGCACCAACCGCUGGUGCUACUUAGGCUGGACAUAAACUAUUCCCAAUUUCUAGCCCUCUUACAUGUAGCGGAGAUCUUUAUGGUUACCUGUUUAAGAGAAGGCAUGAACCUUACAAGCCAUGACUAUAUUCAAUGUCAAGACGGCAAGAUAGGCCCGCAUCGCCAUGGAUCUCUGAUCCUCAGCGAGUUUGCCGGGAGUGCCUCUAUAUUUAGCGGGCAUGAGCUGUUGGUGAAUCCGUGGGAUUACAGGCAGUGCGCGGACGCCAUCAAUACUGCUCUGGAGAUGACACCAGAACACAAGCAGCGAAACUGGCAGUAUCUGUACGACCGCAUGGCCCCACACACUGCAAUUUCUUGGUGUGAGUCGUUCAGCAAGAAGCUUUCUGCGACCCACGACUCGCUGUGGUCUCACGAACCUACCCAACUUUCGACCCUUUCACCCGACGUCCUGAAAAAAUCAUAUGAUGAUUCUAGCUCGCGACUGUUUCUGCUUGAAGACGGCUGGAUGACUUAUUCUACUGGUUCGAUAUCUGGCCAGCAGAGGGCCGCCCUUCUCAGCAGGUUGGUCGAGAACCCGAAGAACUUAGUCUACUUGACCAGUAGCAAGAGCCCAGAGCAGCUCGAGCCACUUGUCAGGGAACUUCCAAGUGGAGUCGGUAUCAUCGCAGAGAAUGGUUGUUUCUUACGUGAGAUCGGUGCCUCGGAAUGGGAGGCGCUUAUUGACAUCGACAAAACGAAGGACUGGAGGGAAGGCGUGAAGAGAGUGAUGAGAUACUUCCAGGAGCGGACCGAUGGAAGCGAGAUAGAAGAACGCUGCUGCUCGUUGGUCUUCCUGUACAACAACACCACUGAUAAUGAAACCGCAAGCCGACAGGCCUCCGAACUUGCAGACCAGAUUAAUGGUGCUCGCGGCAGCGAAGCAAUCCGAGUCGCCCUCAACGAUGGCGCAGUAAUUGUUGAACCUUCCAAUGUCUCAAAAGCUACUGCCGCCGACCUUGUUCUUCAACGGUUACUGCCACAACGCCCUGAGUUCCUGCUCGUUGCCAGCAGUGGACGUAGCGAUGAGGCUUUGUUCCAAUGGGCAAAUGGGUUGGGAAAGGCAGACUCGCCCAUUUCGCUUCCCCAUGUUACUACGCUCUCUAUGGGGACUCAUACUACUAGGGCGAAGUCAACGCUGACAGAAGAUAUGACCUUCGCAAGCGUUGUUAAUGUUUUGUGUCCUGACAACACAUCAACAACGACUACUUCCAUUUCAGCGUAAUAAGAAAGAGAUUCAUGCGUUGGUUGCUUGUUGAAAUAUACCUUUACUCUUCUAUUCUUCUACUUUCCCUUUAGUUUUCAUGGAUUGAUGAAUGAAUGCAUGGCCAUAAUAUAAUACUAGGAGCAUAUUAGAUGCUACAUGCCCUGAUCUCAAGACUUAUUUCAUAAUGAUUUAAGAAUUAAUUGUCAC